CAUCGAUCUCCGCAGGACACGAGCUCAUCCACCAUGGCCGUCCCACGUCAACGGGUCCUUGACCUGAUGAAGGCCCGAUGCCGCAUCUUCUCCACGACCUACAAUCCCACCGGCCUCCGCCUCGGCACGCGCAUCCUCCACGAGCGCCUCAAGGGUCCCUCCGUAGCAUCCUACUACCCGCCGCGUAUCGGGACGAUCAAGCAGCUGCGCGCGCUGUACCCGGAGUUCACCAUCAUUGACGAGAAGGAGGAGGAUUGGUUGGAGCAUUUGCAGAUUGCGAGGUCGAGAGGGAAGGAGAAUCCCAAGAAGAAGAAGACGGCUGCCGAAUCGAAGAAGUUUACUAAGAGGAGAUAGUGGUAAUGGGGUUUGCUUGUCGGGCGUGGGUUCUGGGGUGAUGGAGUGGUUGGGGAGAUGUAUGAUUAAGAUGAGAGCGAAGGGCGGCAGGGAUCUGUGUACCAGUUCACGUAUGGAUGUUUUAUGGAUGUUGUAUCAUUAACGAGCAUACAGGGCGUUUGGGAAUAUCGAGUCAAGAUACUGCGGAAUCAAUUGAAUGGCUGAGGCUGGGAUAACAGAUCGUUUGCUCAGCAGUGACCACGGUGGUGUGCAUCAUCGGAUUUUCGGUGUUCUACUGAGAUGUUAUGGCAGUACUCAGCUAAUAUUCAGAACUGCAAUCAUAGUUCUCCGAAAGCGGGCUCAGAUGUUGACAUAUAGGCACAUUCUUGCUG
This is a messenger RNA of Westerdykella ornata, 725 nucleotides long. RefSeq lists its product as uncharacterized. The transcript has 3 exons. NCBI's taxonomy places the organism in Eukaryota, Fungi, Ascomycota, Dothideomycetes, Pleosporales, Sporormiaceae. Gene Ontology annotation, cellular component: mitochondrion. The record is from RefSeq and is a predicted model, not a curated record. The coding region runs from base 34 to 354 and encodes 106 amino acids.